CUGGGAAGGAAUCACUUUAAAAGAGAAUCAGUGAUUCCAAAAAUGUCGUCACCAAUAUAUUUGCUGAUGAUCUUCCUGAUGUUCCAACUUUUACAAACGAAUGAUAGUAUAUCUUUCAAUGAUGAUUUUUUUUUCAUAAAGAUCUGUUAUAAAGGAAGUACAGUAUGUCUCCUACAUAGUAGACAGAUUCCUAAGAAACCAGCUCAUGUACCAAAGUCUCUGAAACAUGUCAAAAACGUCACAAGCACUAAUAGAGGUCGUAAAAACAAAAUAUUUUGGAAACAACGAAGUGUGAAUCGUAAAGAUUAUAUGGUACAGAUAAAAAAGGACUCAGAAAGACCGGAUAGAGCUACGUUUUCUCUAUUUAUUCCCGUAAAGACAUAGUUAAGAACUUGUCAGUGAAGCAAAUCGAAAAG
Papilio xuthus (Asian swallowtail) is the source of this 416-nucleotide messenger RNA. RefSeq lists its product as uncharacterized. The transcript has 7 exons. Lineage: Eukaryota; Metazoa; Arthropoda; Insecta; Lepidoptera; Papilionidae. The coding region runs from base 43 to 384 and encodes 113 amino acids. The record is from RefSeq and is a predicted model, not a curated record.